Molecule: messenger RNA, 1170 nt
Organism: Cutaneotrichosporon cavernicola
Lineage: Eukaryota; Fungi; Basidiomycota; Tremellomycetes; Trichosporonales; Trichosporonaceae
Exons: 2
Coding region: 1-1170 (389 amino acids)
Cellular component (GO): mitochondrion
Source: RefSeq, a predicted model, not a curated record
AUGCUCCAACGUCGCUUCGUCGCUGGUACGCGCCCAUUACGCUCGGGAUUGGGAGCAUGGUACUCGUCUGAAGCGUCGUCCUCUGUGCCAUUUCAAUCCGGGCCCUCUGCGCCAUCCUCUGAACCCUCCACCUCCACCGAGUCCUCCGCCACUCAACCAUCACCCGCCGGACCGGGCCAGGACCUCCCGUCAGAGGCUUUGGACCUCGACCAGCUGUGGCGCAGCGCACUGAGUGCUCCUGCCGCAGCGCUCAGGAAAGUCCCGCGCACCUCCUCAAAGACGCGCUCCCUCCUGGCCACCUCGACACCUACCCCUCGCGUUUUCAAGGGCGCCCUCCAUCGCACCCGCCGAGCCGAGGGCCAAACUCCUCAUGAAGCCGGCAAGUUCAACGAGACGCUAGGCAACAUUCUCUCCAACCUAGUCAACAAGAAAUGGGAAGUCGACGGCAACACCUUCCGUGCACCGGGCUCGGCGCGCGGUAAAUCUCUCAACCACCUCACGUCAGCCCCUUCCGCUUGGGGUUUCGGCCAACCACGUGUGGAGGAGGACGAUGCGGAACUCACGACGGCGCUUGACGCUCUCAAGGAGGAAUUGAGUGGUGUCCAGACUCCAGGAGAGGCGGUGCAGUGGGCGCAAGCGAAUGUGUUUGCGCGUACACCAGAAGAAGUACUCAAGGGUGGCGAGACGCCGCGUCCUCAAUGGCCAAGGACAUACCCUCGAGCGCUGGCCAAUCUCAUCAACACCCUCUGGAUGCGCAUGAACUCGCCACACCUUGCUUUGGCCAUGUUCGAGCACGCACGCACGCUUAGCGUCGAGAGUUAUCUCGCUGGGUGCCAGACAAGUGCUUAUAAUGAGCUUAUUCGGGUUCAUUGGGAGGCAUUCCGCGACCUCAACGCCGUUCUCGAUGCCGUGCAGGAGAUGGCGCAGAACGCCGUCGCGUGGGAUCGAUACACCCACGGCUUUGUCGCUGGUAUCGUGGAUGCCGCGGGCAAGGACCUGCUCGAUGCACGCAGCAAGAGCGCAACCCACCGCUGGGGCAGCGAGGCGUACACCACGCUGGCUCGGCUUGAGAAUCUCCUGCGCGAGGACCAGGAGCGCGAGGAGAGAAAGUACGAACGGCGGUCCAACACUAAGCGAAUCGCCAGGCAGGGCAGAGUGGCCGCCUGGUAG